This is a messenger RNA of Myxozyma melibiosi, 1978 nucleotides long. RefSeq names its product putative serine esterase-domain-containing protein. The record is from RefSeq and is a predicted model, not a curated record. Lineage: Eukaryota; Fungi; Ascomycota; Lipomycetes; Lipomycetales; Lipomycetaceae. Gene Ontology annotation, molecular function: phosphatidylcholine lysophospholipase A1 activity. The transcript has 3 exons. Gene Ontology annotation, cellular component: lipid droplet. The coding region runs from base 147 to 1529 and encodes 460 amino acids.
UAUAGGGACUGUGAGGUUUUGUUACUGUCUGAAGAGGAUUAGGAAUUGAGGAGGGUGGAUCGUUAUCGCUGAUCUGCGAGUCGAAGAUAUCGAUAAUACUAUAUUGACAGAGAGCACGCUUGGAGAAAGAAUACACGGCUUGAAAGAUGAACGAAGAUCAUCUAUUUGUUUUAAUUCACGGGCUAUGGGGAAACCCGACCCAUAUGAACCAACUCCGAGCCACAGUGAAGAAGCAGUACCCCGAUGCGCAGAUCCUGGUCCCUAGCGGGUUCAGUGGAACGCUGACGUACGAUGGUGUUGUUAUUUGCGGGAACAGGGUUAUUAAAGAGACUAGGCAGAAAAUCAAAGAGGUGCAAGAAUCCAAAAGCAUCACAGUCACAAAGUUCAGUAUCGUGGGCUACUCCUUCGGCGGCCUAAUGGCGCGGUACAUCGUCGGCGAACUCGACCGCACCGGCUUCUUCGACACAAUCAAGCCCAAGAACUUCACCACCUUCGCGACCCCUCAUCUCGGCACCAGCACGGGCCGCAAAGAUCUGCUGCGGAGACUGUUUACCCAGUAUGGACGGUACAUGCUCUCGCAGUCCGGCAGGGAUAUGUUUCAUAAAGACGGGGCGGGCGGGAUUCUUGCGCUGCUCGCGGAUCCGGAGAGUGUUUACUAUCGAGUUUUGAGCGAGAAAUUCGAAAGAAUCUCGCUGUACGCAAACGCCGCGAACGAUCGGACGGUGCCGUUCUUUACCGCGUUCAUCACAACCCGUGACCCCUUCACCGACGUGCAUAAUUGCAAACCGCAGUAUCUCGAAGAUGCCUCGCCCGUCAUCGUCGACCUUUCCAAGCCCAUGAGUUACGUGGCGGGGAAACCCACAAGAGCGCCAUGGAGCAGACGGCAGUACAUCCUUUUCAUAUCGCUGAUUACGAUCGGACCGAUAGUCAUCACGCUCACUCUUCUCGGGUUCAUGGUCACCACUCAGAUCUCCGAAGCGCGGAUCCGCAAGCUCUCAAAGCAAGCAGGUCGAGCGAUCGAGCUUUCGUCAAAUAAGUCAACUGCAACUUUGAUCCCGUCCGAUCAAGACUCGUCGAUAGACUUGUCCAAGACUGAGCACCACGAGACAGAAGCCUCGAUCAUGCAAUCCGCAGUCGAGAACUUCAUGGACGCAACAGGCUCCCCCGACGACACUCCCUCCGCCCCCGAGGCACCAACUUUUUCAAUCACCACAUCCCCACCCCUCCACCGCGCACCAAGCACAACCUCCCUCACAACCAUCUGCACCGCCUUACACGAGCAUCGCGUAUCCCAUCCAGAGUUUGCGAAACGCUCGUUCUGCGACGACUUGCCGGAGCCGGAAUCAAUGCUGGAGCUCGAACCGAUCCAGCUUGAGAUCGAGGCGUCGCUGAAUCGGUUGCCGUGGCAUAAGUACGCUGUUCAUGUGCAGUCUACGCCGAUGGCGCAUGCGGCGAUGAUUAACCGUAGAAGAAUUUUUGAGGAGGGAAAGGUUGUUCUUCAGCACUGGGUUGAGCGGUUGGUGGAUUGAUAGAUGGCGUGAUGGUUUGUGUUUGCGAUGAUCCAUUUAAAUAUCAAAUACUAGCAAAACAAAAACGAAAUUCACAACAGAUAGUGUAACAUAACCACUCGCAGACACCUUCAAGCAACAGCCACAACAACCAAAAGAUCAAGCAAUAAACACACAAUGUAAAAUUAAAGAUAAUUAACAGGAUAGAAACAAAAUACAAUGAGGCUUAUGCGGCCGUGUUGAGGUUCUUGAAGAACUCAGGGUCAUCCGCAAGAGUCUCUUUGACGAUAUCAAGACCGCCCUGGAGUUCGCCGUUGACGUAGAGCUGCGGGAAAGUCGGCCAGUCGCUGUAUUUCUUGAGACCUUGGCGGACUGCGUCGUCUUUUAAUAUGUCAAAGAAGCCGAAUCUGCACAACACAUGUGAGUUAGUCAUUGAAAUAUGAUUUGCAAAGGUGGAGGGGUAAUUCUUA